UAUGUACAUUGGAGUAUUUGUAUCCAUUCUCUCCACCAUCAUUUUCUUCCGGAAACACAAUAGAGAUGAACCUAUUACAAAUUGGCCAAUCAUUGGUAUGCUCCCUUCGGUUCUACAAAAUUUGUCCAAUAUCCAUUAUCUUACAACCGAAGCUUUGAAACAUUAUGGAGGCACCCUAAUGUUUAAAGGACCCUGGUUCACAAAUACCAACUUUAUCCUCACCAGCGAUCCCAUGAACGUGCACCACAUCACUAGCAAGAAUUUUGGCAACUAUGGGAAAGGGUCAAAUUUCAAUGAGAUUUUUGAAGUUUUAGGAGGUGGGAUUAUUAACUCUGAUGAUCUCCAUGCAUGGAAACAAGAGAGAACAAUGCUCCACUCAUUGCUUAAAAGGGAAAGCUUUAAGAUCUUCCUUCAAAAAACCAUUCAGAAGAAGCUGGAGAAUUGCUUAAUACCCUUUCUUGACCAUGCAUCCAAAGCUGGAGCUGAAGUGGACUUGCAAGAUGCCUUUCAGAGGUUUACCUUUGACAAUGCUUGCUGUAUGGCGUUUGGAUAUGAUCCUAAUUGCCUUCCAAACAAGUUCAGUACUAAGCUCUCACACUUUGCUUAUCAGAAAGCUUUAAUUGUGCUUGAGGAUGUAGCAUUCCACAGGCACAUCACACCAAGAUGUUUGUGGAAGCUGCAGGAGUGGCUUCAAAUUGGUAAAGAAAAGAAGUUUAAGGAGGCCAUAGAAGCUUUUGAUAAGUUCUUGUUUGAACGUAUUGCAUCUAAACGCGAAGAGCAAAGUAGAUGCAAUAAUCACACCAAAAAAGAAGAUGACAAUACUCAUUCUGACCUGAUAAGGGUGCUAAUGGAGGAAGGAGCUGAAAAAGGGAAAAUAAUGGAUGACAAGUAUCUUAGAGACACUGCAUUUACCCUUGUUUCUGCUGGAAGUGGCACAGUUAGUGCAGGUCUCAGUUGGUUCUUUUGGCUCGUUUCAACUCAUCCAGAUGUGGAAGCUAAAAUUUUUCAAGAGAUAAAAGAUAACUGUGUGAAUCAAGAUGGAGAUUGGAUUGCUUCAAGUGUGGAAGAGUUUGGUAAGCUAGUUUACCUCCAUGGAGCUAUAUGUGAAGCCUUGAGGCUUUUUCCUUCAAUUCCCUUUGACCACAAGUGUGCAAUCAAAUCUGAUAUACUUCCAAGUGGACACCAUGUUAGUCCAAAUACCAUGAUAUUAUACUCUUUGUACUCAAUGGGAAGGAUGGAACAGAUUUGGGGAGAUGACUACUUGGACUUUAAGCCAGAGAGAUGGAUUUCAGAGAGAGGAAACAUUAUACACAUUCCAUCUUACAAGUUCAUAGCUUUCAAUGCAGGGCCAAGAAGUUGUUUGGGUAAAGAUGUUACCCUUAUUGAAAUGAAGAUGGUUGCAGUUGCUUUACUGUGGAGGUUUCACAUGCAGGUGGUGGAAGGCCAUCCUAUAACCCCAAGGCUUUCUAUGAUACUUGCCAUGGAACAUGGCUUGAAGGUCAAAGUUACUGAAAGAUGCACUUGAUAGCAGGAUUCAGUGCUCUCAAACAUCCCAAGUGAUUGAUGAUAUAUGUUAUGUAUCUCUUUUAAAUUAUAACCUUUUUUUUUGUACUUACCGUGUUUUUGUUUGUGAUUGUUAAAAUAAUGUU
Molecule: messenger RNA, 1649 nt
Organism: Glycine soja
Lineage: Eukaryota; Viridiplantae; Streptophyta; Magnoliopsida; Fabales; Fabaceae
Product: alkane hydroxylase MAH1-like
Exons: 1
Coding region: 2-1525 (507 amino acids)
Molecular function (GO): monooxygenase activity; iron ion binding; heme binding
Source: RefSeq, a predicted model, not a curated record